This is a messenger RNA of Sitodiplosis mosellana (orange wheat blossom midge), 748 nucleotides long. RefSeq names its product boophilin-H2-like. Gene Ontology annotation, molecular function: serine-type endopeptidase inhibitor activity. NCBI's taxonomy places the organism in Eukaryota, Metazoa, Arthropoda, Insecta, Diptera, Cecidomyiidae. The record is from RefSeq and is a predicted model, not a curated record. The coding region runs from base 58 to 609 and encodes 183 amino acids. The transcript has 4 exons.
CAAUGGUCAGUGUUCAACUUAACAUUUUGAGAAUUGCACGCGCGUAUCAAGCGAAAAAUGAAGCUAGUCUGCUUGUUGACUAUCAUUUUGUUUGCCGUUCUUGUAACAUCAAGACCACAGAAAAAGGAGGAUAAGCCAACGAAGGAAUUGACACCAGAGGAAAUUUGUGCGCUAGAUUCAUCGGAUGGCAACUGUGAAGCAUAUUACCCGAAAUUCUUCUUCAACUCAAAAGUUCGCCGAUGUGAAUUAUUCCUAUACGGUGGAUGUGGCGGCAAUGCCAAUCGAUUUAAUAAUAUGCGAGAAUGUGAAUCAAAAUGUGGCAAUUUUAAGUUUAAGAAAUCGAAUUGUAAUAAUUCACAUCACUGUGCACGUGCACACCUCAACGCUGAGGAGAUUUGUGCAUUACCAAAAUCAGACGGAAAUGAACGUACGACUUGUCUGGCAUAUCUUCAAAGUUUUUUCCAUAAUUCAACGAGUGGCAAUUGCGAGGAAUUCAUUUACGGCGGCUGUGGAGGAAAUGAAAAUAUAUUCUCGUCCAAAGAUGAAUGUGAAAAAUUUUGCAAAGGCAUCAAAAAUUUGGAUGGAGCAACCGAAAAACCGCAGGAUUGAAUCGAUAUGCAACGCACCAGACCUUUUGUGCACACCACGUUUAUUUUUUUGUAUCGUGUAAGCCGAAAUUUGACCAAGUUGUGUAUCAUUCUGUUUUUGAUAAAUAAAUGAUCGAAUUUUCUGAAUUGUGUAAAACAAA